AUGCCUAUCGCCCGCCGAAGAACGACUGGAAGCGGGAGCACUGGCAGCGCUGGGCCACCACCUUCUCCAACUACUGCCAAUACGACUACCCAUACGACUGCCAAUGCAACUGUCAAUGUGGCUGCCAAUACGGCCGCCACUGUGACGACUGUCCUGCAUGAUGGUGACCUCGCCGAGUCAGAUUAUGCUGAACGAGCUCGGCGGCUCAUCGAGCUGACCAAUGAUCUCAAGGCGCUCGGAGCCAACCACCUCCUGGACAUCCCUCGUGUCGUCUUCAUCGGUAAUCAAUCAGCUGGAAAGAGCUCCGUCGUGGAAGCAGUGACGGGGACCAAAGUCCCUCGAGACGCCGGAACCUGCACAAGAUGCCCAAUGGAAUGCACCAUGACAAAGCACUCCGGACCCUGGCAAUGCCGAAUCCAACUACGCCUCGAAUACGAUAAUGACGGCUCCGAGCGGCUCGCUCCUACGACCAUCCACUUUGCCGACCUCACCGACCCCGCUGACGUGGAGAUAUUCUUGAAGAGGGCGCAAGCUGCCAUCCUCAGCCCCGGGGACAUCGACGAAACCGUCGUCCGCUCGUUCACGACGAAGACCUCGGCUGAGAUUAAGACGAUGCAGACUACGGGGGCGUUGUUGGCGUUCUCGUUUAAUACCGUCGAGCUUCAUGUUCGUGACCCCCAGGGCGCAGAUUUGUCUUUCGUCGAUCUGCCGGGUAUCAUUCAGCACCACAGCACUGACACGAGCAUGGUCUCGCUGGUUCAGCGCCUCGUCAAGCGGUCCAUCAAAGGCUUGAACACGUUAAUCGUGCUUACCAUCCCCAUGACAGACGAUGUAGAGAACCAAGAAGCAUUCGCACUCGCCAAAGCAGCCGAUCCUCGAGGCUUGCGAACCAUAGGGGUGGGCACCAAACCCGACAUGCUGAGCCCAGGCAACACCGGCAUGAUCUCGAACUGGCAGAACAUCCUCCAAGGCAACGCGCACCAGCUCCAGCACGGAUACUUCUGCGUCAAACUCCCCGACGACGCAAUCCGAGCUGCCAACCACACACCCCUCGAACUCCAACGACAGGAACUCCAUUUCUUCAAUACCACCGAACCUUGGAAAGACUUCUCUGAUCGUACGCGUUUUGGGAUUCGGAAUUUUGUGAGGAGCACGAGUAGGUUGUUGAUUAAUCUCAUUGAGAGCAACCUUCCAAUCCUCAAGAGGGAAGUCGACCAGCUUCUGUCUCAGGAUAUGGCCGCGUACGAGAGACUCCCGGAGACCGUCGACGCGGAGCACCCCCUCCCUGUCAUCAUCUCUAGACUCUCGGCAUUCUGCAAGGCGUUCGAGAGGACCGUCCUCGGAGACUUGAACAAGGAGUUUACGCACGUCAACAAGAAGCACUACAAUGCCUUUCGGGACGAGAUUGCCAAGACGGCCCCCAAGUUCAGCGUCUCGAGCAACAAUAGGCGCCAGAAUAAUGAUGGAACGAUAACCCUUGAGGAGGUUCGCGCUGCUAUCGACAAUAAUUUGACUUGGGAACUCCCGAGUUACAUCCCAUUCGAAGCGACGAAGUACUUCAUCCUUCGACAUGUCAGUCAGUGGAAGGUUCCCGCCCUCGCUUGCUUCUCCCGUGUCGCGGAAAACCUGAACAGGCAAAUCGACGAACUCCUCGAGGAUUCUGGAAACUUUGGACGGUUUGCGGAAUUGAAGGUAUUGAUCAAGGAGAUCGUGUCGCGAGAAGAGCAGGCCUGCAUCCAAGAUACUACCGUCAUGCUGAACAAACUUUACAACAUCGAGAACAGCGUCCCGUUCUUUACGCAGAACACGGACGCGUACGGUGCUGAGCGCAGGGCGUGGUACGCCGAAUACGCCCCGGAUGCACUGAUGGGUAAAUACUACGUCCGAGAAUCGGACGAGCACAAAGUCAUGGCCGACAUCUACGCCUACUUCCAAGUUGCAUCCAAGCGCUUCAUCGACCUCGUCCCUCUGAGCAUCGAAACCGAGCUUCACCAAGCUCUGGCAUCCCGAAUUGGAACAAAACUGUUUCAAGUCGUAGCUGCCAUGGACAGUGAGAACUUGACGGCGAUGCUUAGAGAGGACCCGGGGAUUAUGGCCAGGCGCCAGCAGCUCUCGCAGCGCAUCGCGAGGCUGACGGCGAUUAAGCAUAGGUUGUUGGAGUAUGAGCGGAGUGCUGUGAUGCCGCAUCUUGAACCCGAGUUGUUGGAUUGA
This is a messenger RNA of Coprinopsis cinerea okayama7#130, 2211 nucleotides long. RefSeq lists its product as hypothetical. The transcript has 12 exons. Bases 1 to 2211 code for a protein of 736 amino acids. Lineage: Eukaryota; Fungi; Basidiomycota; Agaricomycetes; Agaricales; Psathyrellaceae. The record is from RefSeq and is a predicted model, not a curated record. Gene Ontology annotation, molecular function: microtubule binding; GTPase activity; GTP binding. Gene Ontology annotation, cellular component: microtubule; membrane; cytoplasm.